GGGAGCGAGGAGCCGACGUCGGGACGGGCAGAAGCGGCUCCUGCGAGGCGGCGCCUGCGGCGGAGGAGGAAGGCGGCGCAGAGGACGAAGCGCGUCGCUCGGGCCGACCUGGGCCGGCCAGGCAGAGACCCGCAGGAGCACAAUGAACCUGAAGUCGGAACGCCGAGGUAUCCAUGUUGAUCAGUCAGAGUUGCUCUGCAAGAAAGGAUGUGGUUACUAUGGCAACCUCGCUUGGCAGGGCUUCUGCUCCAAGUGCUGGAGGGAGGAGUACCAGAAGGCCAGACAGAAGCAAAUCCAGGAGGACUGGGAGCUUGCGGAGAGGCUCCAGCGUGAGGAAGAGGAGGCUUUCGCCAGCGCGCAGCACCCCCAGGGGGCUCAGUCGCUCGCUUUCACCAAGUUUGAAGAGAAGAAGACGAAUGAGAAAUCACGGAAGGUGACAACGGUGAAGAAGUUCUUUGGGGCUUCUACUCGGCCCGGAACUAAGAAGGCCUCACAGGAGUUCAGCGCUCAGCCCAGGCAGCUCGGGAAGGAGCUCAGUGCUGAUAACCUUCUCAGGGACUUGAAGGAAAUUUUUAGUCCCCACUGGGAGCUCGCUCCCCCUGCCGAAGAGGCUCCAGAGCCCAAGGCCCCCAGCCCUUCCAUAAGCCGACAGGUCAGCCUCGAAACCGACCGGGUGUCCAAGGACUUUGUGGAGUUCCUGAAGACUUACCACAAAGCUGGCCAGGAGAUCUACAAGCAGUGCAAGCACUUCCUGGAGGCCAUGCAUCACAAGCGGGAUCUCAGCAUCGAGGAGCAAUCCGAAUAUACCCAGGACUUCUACCAAAACGUGGCGGACAAGCUGCAGCUUCGCUGGAAAGUGGCUCCAGAGAAAGCGGAGAAGGCCAUGGACCAGAUUGAAAAGUACCUCAUGACACGGCUCUACAAGUAUGUUUUCUGCCCAGAGACCACUGAGGACGAGAAGAAGGAUCUGGCUGUCCAGAGAAGGAUCAGGGCUUUGCACUGGGUCACUCCGCAGAUGCUUUGUGUGCCAGUCAAUGAAGAAAUCCCCGAAGUCUCCGAUGUGGUUGUCAAAGCCAUCACGGACAUCAUCGAGAUGGACUCGAAGCGUGUCCCGCGGGACAAGCUGGCCUGCAUCACCAGCUGCAGCAAGCACAUCUUCACCGCCAUCAGGACCACCAAGGACGAGCCGGCCUCCGCCGACGACUUCCUGCCCACCCUCAUCUACAUCGUGCUGAAGGGCAACCCGCCCCGCCUGCAGUCCAACAUCCAGUACAUCACUCGCUUCUGCAACCCCAGCAGGCUGAUGACCGGCGAGGACGGAUACUACUUCACAAACCUGUGCUGUGCGGUCGCCUUCAUUGAGAAGCUGGACGCCCAGUCCCUCAACCUGAGCCAGGAGGACUUUGACCGCCACAUGUCUGGCCAGACCUCCCCGAAGAAGCAGGACCCCGAGCGCUGGCCGGCCAGCAUGUGCGCAGGAGUCCGGCAGAUGUACCAGAACCUCGACCUGCUCUCUCAGCUCAGCCAGCGGCAGGAAAGGAUUGCGAGCGAGGCCAAGAAGCUGGAGCAGGACCUCAUUGACUGGACCGAUGGGGUUGCCAAGGAGGUCCAGGGUAUCGUUGAGAAGUUCCCCCUGGAGAUAAGCCCGCCGAGCCCCGCGGUGGCAGCCAUUGACUCGGAGAACGUCGAGAACGACAGGCUGCCUCCCCCGCUGCAGCCGCAGGUGUACGCUGGGUGAUCUGGCUCUGGGCUCGUGGACGUCGGCUUCCCGGCUCUCACCUGCCAGGAAGGUGGGCUGAGGGGAAAGUCGCACGAGUGGAAAGCUGGCACACACGGAAGGUGCUGUUUGCUGGCAGGCACGUUCCCUGGUAUUUAUUUUCGCCACAGUUGCUUACCGUGAGGGCUGUCUCUGCUCGUUUCAACCAAAUUAACUACACGAAUCCAAUAUAAUUUUAGGAAACAUUGGCGUUACUUUUCUUCAGGCUUGCACACACGCGCACGUGUGUGUGUUUAAAUAAUCAGUUCAAGCUUUUUGGUAGCUUUUCUACCGUUGGUCAGCACUUUGCAAUGAAUGCCAAGUCAGAGGUAGAUACACGAAAGGUACUUAACCUCUGGUUUUCAAGAAGGAUUUUUAUGGUGAAGUUCAUAUUUAAAAUUGUAAAUAGGUUUGCAACAUGGUUUGCAUGUCACCUUUUAAUUUCUUCCCCAGCUGCAGGGCAAAUUCACUGCUUGAUAGUUUUGUUACCGGAGUUGGCACUGUAGGAAACAACUGGCGUUAUCUCAAAUAUAAUUCAACAAAGAACUCCUAGCACAAUUUCUUGUUUGAAUAUGCAAGAGGUGCAGAAACCGCCCCCCUCCCCCUGCAGGCACUGCCCAACUGGAACCGUUCAGAGAAGAGGGGAAGCAGGGGUGGAGCUCCUCACAUGUAUUGUCGGCCCCACUUUGCGCUUUUCUGGAAAAGAGAGGGGUUGGCCCGCAGGAGCACGAUGCCCAAGAACGGAUCGUUUAAGGACCUUUGAAUGCUUUGCUGCACUCACAGCAAAGGCAUCCUGGGAGUCAGGACACUGUGGCACAGUGUGCGGGAAAUCAGAACCAAGGAUGUGGAGAACACCCCCCUUUCCUGGGCCGGAUUCCUCUCUGUCCUUUGCCUGAGGUGCGGGUUCUCCCACUACCUGCCAGGCUGAUGAAGUAGAUGUGUACAUUCCUAUUGCCCAGGUGAGCUUGGUGGGCCGGCGUCAUGUGCAGCUCACUGUGUCUGGCACAUAAGUGAUAGUAGAAGGCUUUCCUGCAGGAUGGAGUUCAUUGUGUGUUCGUCCUCUCCCCUGCGAAAUGUGUCUGUCACUCUUUCUUUCUUUUGGAUCCCAAGUUAGCAAGAAAAAGUUUGUUCAUCCAGAUGAACAUUAAAUCUCUUGCACACUUUGCAGUUCAGGUCAAAGGCUCUGCAGUAGCUUUGCAAUUUUAAUUCUUCUUAUGGUGCAUCACCGCACUUUAAAAAUGCCACUUCAACCAUUUCCCCCCCAAGCUCCUCUCACCCAGAUGUCUCCUAUUUGUCCACCUGGUGAUUUUGCAGUGAAAUUGCUAACUUGUUUUGGCGUAGAUUUCCAAGCAUCCUGAGUUGGGCUGCACAGGAGUUCCUUUAUUUUUGCAAUAAGGUCGGGCCAAGACUUGUGGGUUCUGCGUGCACUUGCAAAAGUACCGUUGUUCUCAGCCUCGUGAACUGCCACGAUGCAUUUCUUAAAAGGUAAGUGUUGUGGCGUUCCCUCCGGUGAAAUUGCGCAGCUGAAAGAAGCAGCCCAUGACGCCAGCGAGCCCACAUUCAGUGGCAUCUGCGCUUCGGUCGGGGCUUCCUUCCCGGCUUCUUUCCUCUCUGCGUGACACACUAGGUGCUACUUCUGGUUUCCAGGUACACAUUUUCACUCCUGAAAGAUGUAUGAUAACUGCUGUUACUAAAGUGCUGUCAGAUGAAAUAAAACCUGUACAACACGA
This is a messenger RNA of Varanus komodoensis (Komodo dragon), 3486 nucleotides long. RefSeq names its product RAB guanine nucleotide exchange factor 1 (gene RABGEF1). Gene Ontology annotation, cellular component: endocytic vesicle; cytosol. Bases 143 to 1738 code for a protein of 531 amino acids. The record is from RefSeq and is a predicted model, not a curated record. The transcript is spliced from 10 exons. Gene Ontology annotation, biological process: vesicle-mediated transport. Gene Ontology annotation, molecular function: small GTPase binding; zinc ion binding; DNA binding. Lineage: Eukaryota; Metazoa; Chordata; Lepidosauria; Squamata; Varanidae.